UAUUCCACUUUGCUGGAUAAAAAUUUAAUAGUAGCGCUAAAUCAAUUCGUUUUUGAAAUUGUGCUUGGAGUAUCUAAAUGGAAGAGGAAUUUCUAUUGCUCUUAAUUGAAACGUGGCAGGAUGCUUUCAAUAGCAAUAAUAUGAAGCUUCUUCGUGACUGCAGCGAUCCGUUUAAUUUGCCAGCCCAAGUUUUCGAAAAGCACUUCCUCUUGCCAAAAUCUAUGUGUCGCUCAUUAAUAGAAGACUUGCUACCGUACGAUAAACAGGACACUAGUCUACCUCUCGCUCUAAGAUUUCUAACAACGGUCAAUUUUUACACUUCCGGUAGCUUUCCAAAACGUUCUAAUAGCAAUAAAAUAUUCGACAUCAGUCAGCCAUCGAUGUCGCGCUCAUUGUCAAGUAUAACGGAACUAUUGGUUACACAAAAAGGUGAUGAAAUAUGCUUUCCAGGCACAAAUGAGAGUCAAGCAGUCGUGAAGAAGGGUUUCAAAGAACAAUUUGACAUGGAUAAUACUUUGGGUGUCAUUGGAACAGCGCACAUUAAAAUACUGGCGCCGAAAGACAAAUUCGGAUCGGAAGAAUAUUUUAAUGAGCACGGUGAAUACAGUAUCAAAGUAGAAGGCAUUUGUGAUCACCGCUUGUUAUUCACAUCACUAAACGCGAGAUCGCCUGGUUCCUUAUCUAAUUCAUCUAUCUGGCGUAGUUCGUCGGCACGCCAAUUUUUAAUAAAACAUUACAAAUUAGGUUCACGAAACACUUGGUUACUAGGCGAUGUCACAUACCCUCUAGAACCAUGGCUGCUUACUCCUGUGACGCCUAGGAGUCGCCUGGAGUUAUCCUAUAACGAUAGGAAUAGAAGAGCUCAUAAUUGUAUUAAGCAAGCUUUCGCCGUAUUAAGAACCCGCUUUAAAUGUCUCUCCAAAGGGCGCAGGUUGUAUUAUAAGCACGAACGUGCGGCAAACAUUAUAUAUGCAUGUGCCAUACUGCACAAUAUACUAUUGAAGAAUGGAGGUAGUGCAACAUUGGAUAAAAACGAGUUACAAACAUCGGUAGAAGAGGCUUCGACGAAGGUGUCAGAGAAAGCGGCUUUGAAGUGUGCGCCAAAAUUUGUAGACGGCACACACGUUAGACACCGUUAUACACAACAUUUAUAAUUUAUUAAAGUGGAGGAAAUAUUACUAUUGUAUUUUUACAGAAGCCUAGUAUAUACACUGGUGUACAAAGAAAUAUACUUUUAACUUGUGUACGCUUUCACAUCUCCAAUAAAACUGCACUGAUGAUGAACUGUUGUAUGCACACAACUGUUGCGGACCUGCCACAGCUGCGAUGGCUAAAUUUUUGUUUUUUGUUUUUGCAAAAAAAUAUCAGUAGAAUGUAGAAAAUAAAUAUUUCUUAAUGCCUUUUA
This is a messenger RNA of Anastrepha obliqua, 1405 nucleotides long. Its product is annotated as putative nuclease HARBI1. The record is from RefSeq and is a predicted model, not a curated record. NCBI's taxonomy places the organism in Eukaryota, Metazoa, Arthropoda, Insecta, Diptera, Tephritidae. Bases 78 to 1154 code for a protein of 358 amino acids. The transcript has 3 exons.